Schistosoma guineensis is the source of this 204-nucleotide messenger RNA. The record is from the annotation of a GenBank genome assembly. NCBI's taxonomy places the organism in Eukaryota, Metazoa, Platyhelminthes, Trematoda, Strigeidida, Schistosomatidae.
AUGCUUUUAGAGGCCAGGCCAAAGACGAAUACCGAAGGGAAGCCUGACACAGAGCUGUUUGGAGAUUCCUGGUCGUUGGCCAAUGGUCCACUAGAGGAAGCAGAUUCAAUCAUAUUCUCGCUUUUCAUAGCAGCUGUGAGUUGUGUGUCAAAUCACCGUGUUGGCGAGGCAGCUUCACUCCUGGCUUUUAGUGAUGCAGUGUAG